This is a messenger RNA of Podarcis lilfordi (Lilford's wall lizard), 5731 nucleotides long. Lineage: Eukaryota; Metazoa; Chordata; Lepidosauria; Squamata; Lacertidae. The record is from the annotation of a GenBank genome assembly.
GGUGAUGGAAUGCGGUGGGGUUCAUUCUUUGGCCAUUAACAUUUCCUGGUCCUGUGGGGCUAUAAAGAUGGGGAGAGUGUCAGGGUUUGCACUGAGAAAGGAAGAAGAGAGGGAGAUCGGUGGCCAUCGUAGAGUUGGAAGGGGCCUCAAGAAUCAUCUAGUCCAACCCCAACACCAUGGGAUUAGCAAUUCCUUUCCUCCUUGUCCUGUUCUUCAUUGGUGGUCAACUUGAAGGCAGAGCUGCCCACGGUUCAGAGCUAGCGGACCUCAAGGUAAGAGGAAGAAGACUGUUGUUGUUUAGUCGUUUAGUCGUGUCUGACUUCGUGACCCCAUGGACCAGAGCACGCCAGGCACUCCUGUCUUCCACUGCCUCCCGCAGUUUGGUCAACCUCAUGCUGGUAGCUUUGAGAACACUGUCCAACCAUCUCGUCCUCUGUCGUCCCCUUCUCCUUGUGCCCUCAAUCUUUCCCAACAUCAGGCUCUUUUCCAGGGAGUCCUCAUGAGGUGGCCAAAGUAUUGGAGCCUCAGCUUCAGGAUCUGUCCUUCCAGUGAGCACUCAGGGCUGAUUUCCUUAAGAAUGAAUAGGUUUGAAGAAGACUAGGUAAAGGUAAAGGGACCCCUGAAUAUUAGGUCCAGUCGUGGCCGACUCUGGGGUUGCAGCGCUCAUCUCACUUUAUUGGCUGAGGGAGUCGGCGUACAGCUUCCGGGUCAUUUGGCCAGCAUAACUAAGCUGCUUCUGGCGAACCAGAGCAGCGCAUGGAAACGCCGUUUACCUUCCCACCAGAGCGGUACCUAUUUAUCUACUUGCACUUUGACGUGCUUUCGAACUGCUAGGUUGGCAGGAGCAGGGACCGAGCAACGGGCGCUCACCCUGUUGCAGGGAUUUGAACUGCCGACCUUCUGAUUGACAAGUCCUAGGCUCUGUGGUUUUACCCACAGUGGACUAGCAGGGCUCUAAUUUCAGGUUGGUUCGGACAACAGAGCUGAAGGAUUGCAUCCUAUGCUAGUCCUACUCAGAGUAGACCCCCUCGAAGUUAAUGGGCAAGGCUGACUUCUCCUGCAAGCUCCAUGGAUCUCAGCAGCCAGCUCCGCAGUAACUCAGAGCAGGGCUUUUAGUGUGGCCGCCCCUGUUCUAUGGAAUAGCAUCCCGUUCAGAAUACGACAGGCACCCACAAUUUUCUGCACUUCCCCAAAACACCUGAAGCCAUCUUUGUUCCUGUGGGCUUCCACAGCUGAAUGAUUUGGUAUCUGUUUAGUGUUGUUUUUAAAUUUAUCUGCUUUUACUUUCCAUGCUGAUUCUAAACUGCUUUUAUUGCAUUCGGAACAUCACCUUGAGACCUGUGUGUGUGGAAUAUAAUUAUAAUUAUUAUGAUUCUUACUAACAGCUACUUCUUCUUCUUCUUUGGCGAUCCCUUGUAGCCGAGUAAGAUUGUCUUCCACAAACACGGUUUUGACAGUGAGUCCGUAAGUGACCGUGGAGGCCCAUUCUGGAUCCACACGUCCUUCCACAGUGGGGACAUAGGUUUCCAGGCAGGAGCUGAUCACGGUGAGGGUUUGCUAGGAGUCCCUUCCUCUUUGCACAUUUCUCCCUUUCAUCCUGAGUUUGAGCAUCUUCAAAGCCCAUGACACCUUUGGUAAAGGCUGUUCUGCCAUUGGAGCGCUCGCAGGCCAGUGUUUCCCAGUUGUCAGUGUUUAUCCUACAUUAUUUUAGAUUUGGCUUGAGAGGGUCUUUAAACCUCUUUUGCUGACCACCAGCAUUACGCUUUCCAUUUUUAAGUUCGGAAUAGAGCAGUUGCUUUGGAAGACGACAAUCAGACAUCCGCACAACAUGACCAAUCCAACAGCUACUGCUAUGUCCUAAGACCAUUAAUUUCAGAGGGUCUAUUAGUGGUAAAACUUCGUUGGCUGCAACCCAGAGCAGUCCAGCAGUUCAGAGUGCCAAGCUAGGACUUGGGAGACCAGAGUUCAGAUCCUGACUCAGCCACAUGAAGUUCACUGGGCGACCUUGGGCCACAUCACCAGCUUUCAGCCUGGUCUACUUUGCAGUGCUGUUGUGAGGACAAUACAGGGAGCAGGAAAACCGUACAUGUCUCCUUGCGCUCUUUGGAGGACAGAUGGGAUAUAAAGCAACCAAUACCUCAAUGAACUAGAUUAUUCUACCCUUGAAUCAUUGCAGAAUGAUUCGUUCUCUGGCAUCUCCAGGUAAGAAUGGGAAUGUCACCCCUCUGAAGCAAUGGAGAGCUACUGCCAGUCAGUGUAGACAGUACUGAGCUAGAUGAACCAAGGGUCUGAUUUGGUACAAGGUCGCUUCCUAGGUUGCAGGGACGCGGGUGGCGCUGUGGGUGAAACCACAGAGCCUAGGACUUGCUGAUCAGAAGGUCGGCGGUUCGAAUCCCCGUGACGGGGUGAGCUCCCGUUGCUCGGUCCCUGCUCCUGCCAACCUAGCAGUUCGAAAGCACGUCAAAGUGCAAGUAGAUAAAUAGGUACCGCUCCGGCGGGAAGGUAAACAGCGUCUCCAUGCGCUGCUCUGGUUUGCCAGAAGCGGCUUAGUCAUGCUGGCCACAUGACCCAGAAGCUAUAUGCUGGCUCCCUCGGCCUGUAAAGCGAGAUGAGCGCCGCAACCCCAGAGUCGGUCACAACUGGACCUAAUGGUCAGGGGUCCCUUUACCCUUUACCUUAACACAAGAACAUAGGAAAGAUUUUAAAAUUGCCUAAAGUGGAGUCACACCCUUGGGUUCACCCAGCCCAGUACUGUCUGCCCUGACUGGCAGCGGCUCUCCAGGGAUUCAGGCAGAAAAUCUUUCCCAGCCCUACUGGGAGAUGCCAUCGAGGAGUUAAGCCUGGGACCUUCUGCAUGCAAAGCAGGUAUUCUGUUUCUGCUCUAGAGGGUCCCUCCUGCACAGGAGCUAGCUUUUGCUUGUUUGUUUUUGCAAUCGUUUAGUCGGCAGAGCGUGAGACUCUUCAUCUUAGGGUUGUGGGUUUGAGUCCCACAUCGGGACUCUGCAUUGCAGUGGGGCUGAGCUAGAAGACCCUCAUAGUAAAGGUAAAGGGACCCCUGACCAUUAGGUCCAGUCACGGACGACUCUGGGGUUGCGGCACUCAUCUCGCUUUAUUGGCCGAGGGAGCCGGAGUACAACUUCCGGGUCAUGUGGCCAGCAUGACUAAGCCGCUUCUGGCGAACCAGGGCAGUGCAUGGAAACACCGUUUACCUUCCCGCCAGAGCAGUACCUAUUUAUCUACUUGCACUUUGAGGUGCUUUCGAACUGCUAGGUUGGCAAGAGCUGGGACUGAGCAAUGGGAGCUCACCCCGUUGCGGGGAUUCGAACCGCCGACCUUCUGAUCGGCAAGUCCUAGGCUCUGUGGUUUAACCCACAGAGCCACCCAUGUCCCACAGAUGACCCUCAUGAUCCCUUCCAAUUCUAUGGUUCUUGUUCUCUUCCCCUCCCCACUCCUGUUUCCCAGGCCCUUCUGGAGCUCCUGGAAGACAGACUUGAAUUCGGAGGAAAGGAGUCGGCGCUCGAACCCAAUGACGAAACAGCCAGAGAUGUUUCCCAGGCUUCUGCCACCUGGGACAACGAAUACGCAAGGCCUCAGGGUGAAGGCGCCUUUGGCCCCAGCAGCUGGGAGCAGCCAGUGGCAAGAGAGCCGGCAGCUGCAAGGAACAAACUGAGAGCCCUUUUCAACUCUCCCCACAGCCUGCAAAGGUCCUCAAACUGCUUCGGCCAGAGGCUGGACAGGAUAGGGACCUCAACUGGACUUGGCUGUAACAGGAACAGGGUAAGGGAACACAGAAAGGUGCCUGACAUCGAGUCAGCCCAUUGGUCGCUCUAGCGCAAUGUUGCCUACACAGGCUGGCAGCAGCAUUCUGAGAUUUCAGUCAGAGUGUCUUUCUGGCUGGAGACUGAACUUGUGACAUUCUGCAUGCAGUGCAGGUGAUCUAGGUCUGAGCUAAAGCCCUUUGGGUGUUGGGGGGGCACUUUGCAAUAGCUAUUCACUUGUUUAUUAGUUAUCCAACAAGAUUUACAUACACACCCUCUAGGCAGUUAGCAGAGCUGAAACAAAACAUCAAAAUCCUUGAUAAGAUCUCAGGGUGCUAAGGCAUUGACAAAAUUAAAAUGAACUGCAGCUGAAAAGGUAUAAAGUCCAUGUGAGUGUUCCAUGUGUCUGGAUAGGCUUGUCUAAAGAAACUUCGAAGCGGAAAGGGGACAGUGAUGUCAAGUGGCAGGGAGUUCCAAAGCUUUCAAUUGCUGCCGUCCUAGAAGAUGGAUUUCUUACAAAUGCAGAAUGGGCAUUAGGGGGCACCAGCUCCCCAUCUGGUGCCCCUACAGCCUCUGUGUCCAGAUCCCUUUGGAUACGGAGGGUAUUGGUGGGGUCAUAUUUGUAAAAUACAAAUAUUGUAUUUUAAUAUUUUGCUGGAAGCUGCCCAGAGUGGCUUGGGAAACACAGCCAGAUGGGCCAGGUGGUAUUAUUAUUAUUAUUAUUAUUAUUAUUAUUAUUAUUAUUAUUAUUUAGAGUAAAUAAUGGUAUAGACAAUAAUGAGGAAAAGCCAGACAGCUUUAAAAUAGCAAAAAGGAGUCGGAUCCUGGAGUGCUUUGCAAGAUAACUGUCAAAAGGCAGUUUUGAGGGAGGGUAGAAAAGAUUUUUCCAGUUUAUCAUUUUAUGAUGCUUUCCUGCCCAUCAAUUUAUUUCUUUUCCUGCCUUAACUUAUAAACUCUCCCAACUCCAGGGCUUAUCCCCACCCCUGCCACACCCCAUGGUAACAGACAACUCUGCUUCAACACGGUGCUGUCGCUCCUAGUUGGCUUUGUAAUAAAUGUUGCUCUUUUAUUCUCUCUCCCUUCUCGCAGAACUGAAGCUGAUGCAAACCACCGUCUCCAUCUUCCGUCUCCAACGACAACCAACUCCCCAGCCUUCCCCUGCCUCCAUGGCACUUGAACCCUAUUAAGGCACUCCCGACUACUCCUAUCAAAGAAUGCGCAACCUCCGUGGCAUGCGGACAAUUCACCGGCAUUUUCUCACUUUCACCAUGACUUAGUUCCCAGAGAUCAUCAUGAGGACAGAAGGAGAUGGGGUUCUACUUGUAACCCCACUGCAAGCUCUCAGGACUGGGAGGGAGGGAAAUUGGACAUUCCCCCUGCUUUGUAACAUGAAUUGGCUUCAUUUCCUCAAACGCAUGUGAUCAAAAGCAGCAACUUGGAUGCCCUUGCUCUGUUCAGGGAUAUAAAGGGGUUCAGCACCAUGGAAAGAGACCAUUUUGCCUGGUCUCUCAAGCCCCGGAACUGCCUUGUUCCCACACAGGAUUUCCCACAAUUUGGCAGUGGCUCUCCAGAAGAUGUUGGGAUGCCAGUUCCCGCUAGCCAGCAUGGUUAAUGGUCAGGGCUAAUGGACACUGUGGCCCAACAACAGUGGGUUCCUAAGGUUGAGAAAAGCUUGUAGGUGUGGAAACAUCUGAGCCUUCCUUGUGUCAGCUGCCAAACUGCUUCCCUCCCAGCGCAGAAUGUAGGAGCUGUGCCAAUGGUCCAUCUAGCUCAGUAUUGCAUGCACUGACUGGCAGCAGCUCUCUAGGGUUUCAGGCAGGGAGCCUAUGCCAGUUAUUUUCUCAAGAGCCUCUUGCAACAGCUGCCAUUCCUGAUUUUUCAUAAAGGACGCCCCCUGCCCAAUAUUCCAGGCACAUUUCCUGCUGUUUGUUGUUUUAACCGCUGCAUUAAAUGGUGCAUUUGCAGUGACAAAA